AUGGGGUUCUCCGAGCGCCUACAUUCAGACCAGGGUCGUAACUUUGAAUCAAAAGUGGUGUGCGAACUCUGCCAAUUGUUGGGCAUUGAGAAGUCCCAUACUACGCCCUACCAUCCUAUCUGGAACGGGCAGUGCGAGAGGAUGAAUCGUACAUUGUUGAACAUGUUGGGUACUCUAAAAAAUGACAAGAAGGCCAAUUGGAAAGCGUACAUUCCCGCAUUGGUCCAUGCAUACAAUUAUACACGCCACGAUGCUACAGGUUUUUCACCAUACAGGUUUAUGUUUGGAAGGGAAGCUUGUACUGCAUUGGAUGUGCGACUAAACGUUUAUCCCACUGAUCAGAGACCAAUUAUGUCUACCUCCAAGUACAUACUUGAUUUGGAACAACGAAUAGAAAAGGCUAGGCAGAUUGCUAUUCUGGCUAAUAGAAAGUCACAAGCCAGUAAUAAACGUUGUUAUGAUCGCUCUAAGAUUAUACCGAAUGAAACCCUGCACACAGACGAUCUAGUGUUGAUAAAAAAUGUUAAUCUUCGGGGCAAGAAUAAGAUUGGUGGGAAGAUGCACCCCAUCCCGUGGUAA
This is a messenger RNA of Saccoglossus kowalevskii, 579 nucleotides long. RefSeq lists its product as uncharacterized. Lineage: Eukaryota; Metazoa; Hemichordata; Enteropneusta; Harrimaniidae. The record is from RefSeq and is a predicted model, not a curated record.